AUGGAUUUCGACACUUUGAAGGAUCAAUGGAGUGAUGUGGAGGACCGUGAUGGUAUCCGGCUCAGUUGGAACACCUUUCCGAGCUCUCGUAUGGAAGCCUCUCGCUUGGUUGUCCCCAUCGCUGCUGUCUAUACACCCUUGAAGGAAAAGCCCGACUCUCCAUUGCUCCAAUAUGAGCCGGUCACUUGCAAGCAACCCUGCCGAGCUGUCCUCAACCCAUAUGCGACUGUCGAUAUUCGCGCGAGAAUCUGGAUUUGUCCCUUCUGUCUGAUGCGCAACCCUCUUCCUCCUCACUAUAAGGAUAUCACGGAAAACACAAUACCCCCCGAGCUCCACCCCUCGAGUACUACGAUCGAAUACCAAUUGGCACGUCCGGCUCCUGCUCCCCCGAUCUUCCUCUACGUUGUCGAUACCUGCCAGGAAGAUGACAGCCUGCAGGCGCUCAUGGAUGCGCUCAUCAUGAGCUUGUCUUUGCUGCCGCCGAAUGCGCUGGUCGGUCUGGUUACCUACGGAACUAUGGCCCAAGUGCAUGAGCUUGGCUACACUGAGUGUGCCAAAUCUUACGUCUUCCGAGGAAACAAGGACUACACCGCCAAGCAAGUACAAGAAAUGCUAGGCCUCGCCCACGGUGUUCGUCCUGGUGCCCCUCAACAACAACAACAACAACCAGCUCGCCCUCCACUCCCUCCCGCCGCGCGCUUCCUUCUGCCUGUUCAGCAAGCCGAGUUCCAGAUCACCAACGUUCUCGAACAAUUGCAACAUGAUCCCUGGCCUGUUGCAAACGAUAAGCGUCCCCUUCGCUGUACCGGUGUGGCUCUGAGUGUAGCGACUAGCUUGUUGGAGAGCUCUUUCCAAAAUGCCGGUGCCCGUAUCAUGAACUUUGUCAGUGGUGCUGCUACUGAAGGACCCGGUCAUGUCGUUUCACCUGAGCUGAAGGAGCCUAUCCGUUCUCACCACGACAUCGAUCGCGAUAACAUUAAGUACUACAAGAAGGCUGUCAAGUUCUAUGACAACCUCGCGAAGCGCGCUGCCAACAACGGCCACAUUGUUGAUAUCUUCGCCGGAUGUCUUGAUCAAGUCGGUCUUUUGGAAAUGAAGAACCUUUCGAACUUCACAGGUGGUCACAUGCUGUUGACGGAUAGCUUUACCUCAUCCCAGUUCAAACAGUCAUUUGUUCGGGUAUUUGACAAGGACGCCAAUGACAAUCUUCUUAUGGGCUUCAAUGCCUCAUUGGAGGUUCUCACAACCAAGGAACUCAAGGUUACCGGUUUGAUUGGUCACGCUAUCUCUUUAAACAAGAAGUCGAGCGCUGUCGGUGAAACUGAAUGCGGUAUUGGAAAUACUUGCGCGUGGAAAAUGUGUGGUAUUGACCCGUCCUCAAGUUAUGGUAUUUACUUUGAGAUUGCCAACCAGGGCGGUCCCUCUGCUGUACAGCCUGGUCCUCAAAGGGGCAUGAUGCAGUUCUUGACAUACUACCAGCACUCUUCCGGUCACUACCAUCUACGCGUCACUACCACCGCUCGUCCCCUGAGUGGACCCGCUGGUGACCCGACACUGGCACAAUCCUUCGACCAAGAAGCUGCUGCAGUGCUCAUGGCCCGAAUCGCUGUCUUCAAGGCUGAGGUAGAUGAUGGUCCAGACGUGCUCCGCUGGGUGGAUCGCAUGCUGAUCAGGCUCUGCUCACGCUUUGCCGACUACCGGAAGGAUGACCCGACAUCAUUCCGGCUGGAGAAGAACUUCACUCUCUACCCCCAGUUCAUGUUCCACUUGCGACGAAGCCAGUUCUUGCAAGUUUUCAACAACUCUCCCGACGAGACUGCGUUCUACCGUCAUGUCUUGAAUCACGAGGAUGCCGGUGACUCCCUAGUCAUGAUUCAGCCUACUUUGGACUCAUAUUCUCUAGAAGUGGAGGGUAGCCAGCCCGUGCUACUGGACUCAGCGUCCAUUCAACCCCAACACAUCCUUCUUCUUGACACUUUCUUCCACAUCCUUAUCUUCCAUGGUGAGACUAUUGCCGAGUGGCGGAAGGCCGGUUACCAGGAGCAAGAGGGAUACGAAAACCUCAAGUUGCUUUUGCAGCAGCCAAAGGAGGACGCUCGGGAACUUAUUGGCGAGCGUUUCCCCCUGCCCCGAUUCAUUGUCUGUGAUGCAGGUGGAUCCCAGGCCCGUUUCCUUUUGUCCAAGCUGAACCCAUCGACUACCCAUACUACCGGAGGAUACGGCGGUGGCGUAUCGUCGCAAACCAUCUUCACCGACGACGUCUCUUUGCAGACUUUUAUGGAUCACCUGAUGAAGUAA
This is a messenger RNA of Penicillium verhagenii, 2298 nucleotides long. It is a transcript of the gene sec23, whose product is annotated as GTPase-activating protein SEC23. The coding region runs from base 1 to 2298 and encodes 765 amino acids. NCBI's taxonomy places the organism in Eukaryota, Fungi, Ascomycota, Eurotiomycetes, Eurotiales, Aspergillaceae. The transcript is spliced from 6 exons. Gene Ontology annotation, molecular function: GTPase activator activity; zinc ion binding. The record is from RefSeq and is a predicted model, not a curated record. Gene Ontology annotation, biological process: endoplasmic reticulum to Golgi vesicle-mediated transport; COPII-coated vesicle cargo loading; intracellular protein transport. Gene Ontology annotation, cellular component: COPII vesicle coat; endoplasmic reticulum exit site.